AUGAAAGAGAAUUAUAGAGCUGGGAUUGUAACUUGUGCUAAAGAAGAUAGAAUCAGUAACUUGCCUGAACACUUGAUAGAAUCAAUCUUGGAGCGGGUCCCGCUUGAAGAGGCUGUAAGGACAAGCAUUUUAUCAAAAAAUUGGAGGUACAGAUGGACCACAAUGAGGGCGCUUGUUUUUCAUGAAUACUUCUCCAUAAAAUUUGCAAAAAAUGGAGCUUUUGGUCGUAAUGGGUUUAUAAGGAUCAUAAACCAAAUCUUGUUCCUUCACAAGGGUCCUAUUUUAAAAUUUCAUCUCCAUAUACCAGACAUAUCUCUUGAUAGCUACAAAGAAGUUGAUCAAUGGAUGCUAUUCUUAUCAAGAAACGGUGUCACUGAACUCGUUCUUACAAAUUCAAAUCGCCGUUAUGAACUUUCUUCUCAUGUGUUUUGUUGUUUAGAAUUGAGAAGGUUGAAACUGCAAAACUGUUUUUAUAAGCCACUUGAGUUCGAAGGAUUUCUCAAUCUUGUAGAACUUAUAUUGAGGCAUAUUGAUUUUGGGGCUAGAUUGUGUGGAACUAAGAUCAACCUACCACAACUUAAGCACUUGUCACUGUUUAAAUGCACAAAUGUCUACAAUUUCAACAUUCAGGCUACAAAGCUGCAGAUUUUAACCGUCUCUGCUUGUCCUGAUGCCAUGUUGCUCCGGUUAUUGGACAGUCCAUGGCUUUUAAAGGCUAUGAUUGCUUUGCAGAAACCCAUACAAGAUUUUCUACGACUUGAAAAAAUGAAUUUGUCAACAAUGUUGAGUAAGUUGCCCAUAGUUGAAUACUUUCAUAUCGACAAACAUUUUCUCAAGUGUUUGAUUGCAGAAAAGAUUCCAAAAUUACUUCCACAUGCGAUAACUAGUUUAAAGCAUCUGGGGUUGAUGGAUUUUGAACUUGGUGAUUUGGAUCUAGUUCAUAGUGCUCUUUGUUUGCUUCGAAACUCACCCAAUCUAGAAAAACUGUUUGUUUCGCACUCUUUGGAGCCUCGAAUUGAUGUGGGACCAGCUUCAAAUCAUUUGGAAUCCCCAGACUGCUUGUAUCGUACACUGGAUCAGUUGCAAAUUGUCGAGAUGAGACAUUUAAAAGGAUCAAAAGCGGAACUGUUUUUUAUAAAGCUUCUUCUUGCUCAUUCCCCUUCUCUCCAGAACUUUACCAUUACACCAAGUCAGAAAACUGAUGCUCAAAAAAGAUUUGACAUUGCUAAAGAUGUGAUGCAGUUCCCUCGAGCCUCACCCAAAAGCAAAAAUGUUCUACUUGAACCCGGAGAUAUAAUCAUAUCUGCAGUGACUAUAGCAAAUAACCACUAUGUUGAAGAACAAAGGGAAGGUGAAGGUGUGUGUGUGGGUGUGUGUGUCAAAUUACAUGCGUUGAAAGAGAAAUACUAA
Molecule: messenger RNA, 1410 nt
Organism: Lactuca virosa
Lineage: Eukaryota; Viridiplantae; Streptophyta; Magnoliopsida; Asterales; Asteraceae
Source: the annotation of a GenBank genome assembly